GGAUCAGCGCCGCGACUCUGAAAAGGUGAAGAGAAUGUCCCAGAAGUCCUGGAUUGAACACAGUUUCACCAAGAGGGAAUGUGUCUAUAUAUUGCCCGUGUCAAAAGACCCGCACAGAUGCCUCCCAGGAUGCCAAAUCUGUCAGCAGCUCGUGCGAUGCUGCUGCGGGCGUCUGGUUCGGCAGCACGUGGGCUUCACCGCCACACUGGCAGUGAAAUACUCAGACGUGCGUCUGACCGAGGGCGGGCUGUCCGAUCUGGAGCAGUGGUCAGUGGAGAAGCACACGGAGGAGAGUCCCACUGACGCUUAUGGAGUCAUCAACUUCCAGGGAGGAUCCCAUUCGUACAGAGCGCAGUAUGUGCGUCUCUCCUAUGACUCCCGUCCGGAGGCCGUCCUGAGGCUCAUGCUGAAGGAGUGGCAGAUGGAGCUGCCGAAGAUCGUCAUCAGCGUUCACGGGGGGGAAUCCAGAACUUCGACCCUGCAUCCGCGGAUCAAGCAGGUGGUGGGGAAAGGCCUGAUCAAAGCUGCUGUCACCACCGGGGCCUGGAUCCUGACCGGAGGGGUCAACACAGGUGUGGCCAAACAUGUGGGUGACGCUCUGAAGGAACAUAUGUCCAGAUCGGCUCGGAAAAUCUGUACGGUGGGAAUCGCACCCUGGGGGGUGAUCGAAAACAGGAACGACCUCAUCGGAAGAGACGUUGUAGCGCCGUACCAAACCCUGCUGAAUCCUCUCAGUAAACUCAACGUGCUGAACAACUUCCACUCUCAUUUCAUCCUGGUGGAUGAUGGGACAGUCGGGAAAUAUGGAGCUGAAGUCAAACUCAGGAGAGAGCUGGAGAAACACGUUAACCUGCAGAGAAUCCACGCCCGCAUUGGUCAGGGCGUCCCGGUCGUGGCGCUGAUCUUCGAAGGCGGUCCAAACGUGAUCCUGACGGUGCUGGAGUAUCUUCAGGAGAGUCCGCCGGUGCCGGUGGUGGUGUGUGAGGGAACCGGACGACACACAAAUAUACAUACACAAGUAUCUGAACUGUCAUGACUCAUAACAAAAUAUUUACAUCAACACCACAAUCAAGAUAAAACCUGUGUGUGUAGAGCACUGCCUGACGGCGUUGAGGUCGACAUCAUUGCGACAAUCAAGAAAACGUUUAACUUCAGCCAGAGUGACGCGCUGCACCUCUUCCAGACGCUGAUGGAGUGCAUGAAGAACAAAGAGCUGAUCACAGUGUUUCCUGUGGGCUCGGAGGACCAUCAGGACAUCGAUGUGGCAAUCCUGAAGGCUCUGCUCAAAGGCACGAAUGCGUCGGCCUUCGAUCAGCUGGUCCUGACGCUGGCAUGGGAUCGAGUGGACAUCGCUAAAGAUCACGUGUUUGUUUACGGACAACAGCUGCUGGUGGGUUCCCUCGAGCAGGCGAUGCUGGAUGCGUUGGUGAUGGACCGUGUGGAGUUUGUUAAGCUCCUGAUCGAGAAUGGUGUCAGCAUGCACCGCUUCCUCACGAUCACACGUCUGGAGGAGCUGUACAACACGAAACAAACUCCGACCAAUCCGACGCUCUAUCACCUAGUGAGGGACGUCAAACAGGGUAACCUCCCGCCCAACUAUAAGAUCACGCUGAUCGACGUGGGUCUGGUGAUCGAGUAUCUGAUGGGAGGAACGUACAGGUGCAACUACACACGCAAACGCUUCCGCACCAUCUACAACAACCUGCACGGGAACAGCCGGCGGUCAGGACGACACACGGCCGGCAGCUCCCACGAGUCCUUCAGCAUUCAAGCAGAUAAAAAAGAGAAGACGCGACACAAUCACUUCAUCAACACGGCGCAGCCCUACAAACCCAGGCUGGAAUCUGUCUCAGAGCAGCAGAAGAAGAAGAGUAAGGAGGAGGUGGUGGACAUCGACGAUCCGGAGACGCGCAGGUUCCCGUACCCCUUCAACGAGCUGCUGGUGUGGGCCGUGCUGAUGAAGCGGCAGAAGAUGUCUCUGUUCUUCUGGCAGCACGGCGAGGAGUCCAUGGCCAAAGCUCUGGUGGCCUGCAAACUGCUGCGCUCCAUGGGAUACGAGGCCAAGAAGUGCGACGUGGUGGACGACACGUCCGAGGAGCUGAAGGAGUACUCCAGUGAGUUCGGCACGCUGGCGGUGGAUCUGCUGGAGCAGUCGUUCAGGCAGGACGAGACCAUGGCCAUGAAGCUGCUGACCUACGAGCUGAAGAACUGGAGCAACUCCACCUGUCUGAAGCUGGCCGUGUCGUCGCGCCUCCGGCCGUUCGUGGCUCACACCUGCACACAGAUGCUGCUCUCGGACAUGUGGAUGGGCCGCCUGAACAUGCGCAAGAACUCCUGGUACAAGGUGAUCCUGAGCAUCCUGGUUCCUCCUGCCAUCCUCCUGCUGGAGUACAAGACCAAAGCGGAGAUGUCCCACAUUCCCCAGUCACAGGACGCUCAUCAGAGCAUGGAGGACAGCGAGCACAGCCUGCAGAAGCCUGACGACAUCCCCAUGGAUGUGUUUAAGGAAGUCCGUCCCAAUGAGAACGCAGAGGUGAAGAGUGAGACGGAGGUGCACGUGCGUUCCCGCCGGUUACCCAUCACACGCAAGUUCUACGCCUUCUACCACGCGCCUAUCGUCAAGUUCUGGUUCAACACGCUCUUCUACAUCGGCUUCCUGAUGCUGUAUUCAUACGUGGUGCUGGUGAAAAUGGAAUCGUUUCCGUCUCCUCAGGAGUGGGUCGUCAUUGUUUGCAUCUUCACGCUGGCGGUGGAGAAGAUUCGAGAGAUGUUCAUGUCUGAAGGAGGCAAAAUCAGUCAGAAGAUUAAAGUCUGGUUCAGCGACUACUUCAACGUUUCUGAUUUCCUGGCCAUCCUGAUGUUCUUCGUGGGCUUCGGCCUGCGCUUCGGCUCGGGGAGCGUGUUCAUCGCGGGCCGGAUCGUGUACUGUCUGAACAUCAUCUUCUGGUACGUGCGGCUGCUGGAUAUCCUGGCGGUCAAUCAGCAGGCUGGACCCUACGUCAUGAUGAUCGGGAAGAUGGUGGCCAACAUGUUCUACAUCGUGGUCAUCAUGGCCGUCGUGCUGCUGAGUUAUGGGGUUCCUCGGAAAGCCAUUCUGUACCCAAACGAGGAUCCCUCGUGGACUUUAGCCAAAGAUGUGGUGUUCCAGCCUUACUGGAUGAUGUACGGUGAAGUUUACGCCUACGAGAUCGACGUGUGUGCGAACUCGAGCGAGGAUCACGCUAAAGAGCUGUGUGCGACGGGGGUGUGGUUGACGCCGCUGCUGCAGGCCGUCUAUCUGUUCGUCCAGUACAUUCUGAUGGUCAACCUGCUCAUCGCCUUCUUCAAUAACGUCUACAUGCAGGUGAAGUCCAUAUCCAACCUGGUGUGGAAAUACCAGCGCUAUCACUUCAUCAUGGCGUACCACGACAAGCCCGUCCUGCCGCCGCCGCUGAUUCUGCUCAGCCACGCCGCGUCUCUGCUGUCCUCCGUCUGCAGGAAGAGGAAGAAGGACAGCAGCACCUACGGACCAAAGCUCUUCCUGACCGAGGAGGACCAGAAGAAGCUGCACGACUUCGAGGAGCAGUGCGUGGAGACGUACUUCCACGAGAAAGACGAUCAGUUUCACUCCGGGAGUGAAGAGAGAAUCAGACUCACGUCCGACAGGGUGGAAACGAUGUGUGUGCAGCUGAAGGAGGUUGGAAACAAGGUGAACUUCAUCAAGCGCUCUUUGCACACGCUGGAUUCUCAAAUCGGACACCUGCAGGACCUGUCGGCGCUGACGGUGGACACACUGAAGGCGCUGACCGCGCAGCGAGCGUCCGAGGCUAGCAAAGUGCACAACCAGAUCACACGCGAGCUCAGCGUCUCCAAGAACCUGGGGCCCGACCUAACGGGGCACUCGAAGUCCAGCGCUCUGGUGCGGUGCAGCAUGGGAUUCCUGCCUCCCACCGCCAGCAUAGCAGAGUCUCUGUUUGGGGGCGGAGCUGGAGGCGGAGCUGAGGAGUGGCAGGGGGCGGAGCUUCCUCUGAGCCUGGAGGCUGGAUCGAGGUCGGAUCCGGCUCCAGCCACGUUCUUCGUCAGCACACCAUCGCAGUCCAGCUCACAGAUUCUCACACACACACGGAGCUGGCGCACGCCGGUGGAGUUCGGGGCCUUCGUGGGUCACAAGGAUGACCCCGAGGGUCAGAGGUCGUUCCCUAAAGAGGCUGCUGUGAGCAGCCGGCAGUCGAGUCCCUCCAGAAAGGCUCGGGAUGCGGGUCACAUGCGGACGGUGAACUCAUACGCCGGCUUCACCGAGUUCGACAGAAACCCUUCGUUCCUGCAUCCAGAGUCCACGCUCGGUAAGCAGGACAGGACGCGUGUGUCGCUGGAGGACGUCUCUCGUUAUGAGGAUCUGCUGCUGGGGAAAUCAGCACAAUCCAGCAGACUGUGAGUCUGUACGCCGGGCUGUGUGGACUGUGCUAUUUUGUGUGUUGUUCCAGGUCUGUACGCCGGGCGACACACACACUUGGGGCCGCGCAAGGACUCGAUCGGUUCUCCAUUCAAGCCCAUGGAGAGUUAUCAGUAUUCAGCGGUGGAGCGUAAUAACCUGAUGCGGUUGUCUCAGAGUAUUCCAUUCACCCCAGUGCCCCCUAGAGGUGAACCGGUGACCGUGUACCGUCUGGAGGAGAGCUCCAACAGCAUCAACAACAGCAUGUCAUCGUGGGCUCAGCGAGGGCUCUGUGCUAAGAUCGAGUUCCUCAGUAAGGAGGAGAUGGGAGGAGGUCUGGCGGCGGGCGCUGAAGGACUCUGCACCUGGUCCGAGUACGACAUCCUCAAGCCUGGACACCUGUACAUCGUCAAGUCCUUCCUGCCCGAGGUGGUCAACACCUGGCAGAGCAUUUACAGAGAGGACACAGUCCUGCACCUCUGUCUCAGGGAAAUUCAGCAGCAGAGAGCAGCUCAGAAACUCACGUUUGCCUUCAAUCAGAUCAGACCCAAAACCAUCCCGUACUCCCCCAGGUACUCACACACACACACACUCUCUCUCUCACUCUCACACACACACACACACACACACACACACACACACACACAGACCGCAGCGGCACAGGUGGCCUGCCAGGCUGAUCGGUCAAGUGCCAGAGAUUCUAGCUUCAUGAGCGGGGAUGUUUGCCCGCUUUAG
Molecule: messenger RNA, 5146 nt
Organism: Cyprinus carpio (common carp)
Lineage: Eukaryota; Metazoa; Chordata; Actinopteri; Cypriniformes; Cyprinidae
Product: transient receptor potential cation channel subfamily M member 7-like
Biological process (GO): monoatomic cation homeostasis; protein tetramerization; protein phosphorylation
Cellular component (GO): membrane
Molecular function (GO): ATP binding; calcium channel activity; protein serine/threonine kinase activity
Source: RefSeq, a predicted model, not a curated record